GCCCGUGGUCCGGCCUGGUGCCUCGGUGCCCGUGAUUACUCGGUGCCUGCUGUCCUGCCAGAUGACUCGGUGCCCGCUGUCGAGCUUGGUGACCCGGUGCCCGCGGUUCUGCUAGAUGGCUCGGGGCCCGCUGACUUGCCAGAUGACUCGGUGCCCGCUGUCGAACUUGGUGACUCGGUGCCCGCUGUCGUGCCAGAUGACUCGGUGCCUGCUGUCGAGCUUGGUGACUUGGUGCCCGCUGUCCUGCCAGAUGACUCGGUGCCCGCUGUCCUGCCAGAUGACUCUGUGCCCGCUGUCGAGCUUGGUGACCUGGUGCCCGCGGUUCUGCUAGAUGGCUCGGUGCCCAUGUCGUGCCAGAUGACUCGGUGCCCGCUGUCGAGCUUGGUGACUCGAUGCCCGCUGUCCUGCCAGAUGACUCGGUGAACGCUUUCGAGUUUGGUGACCCGGUGCCCGUGGUUCUGCUAGAUGGCUCGGUGCCCGCUGACGUGCCAGAUGACUUGGUGUCCGCUGUCGUGCCAGAUGACUCGGUGCUCGCUGUCGAGCUUGGUGACUCGGUGCCCGCUGUCGAGCUUGGUGACUCGGUGCCCGCUGUCGAGCCAGAUGACUCGGUGCCCGCUGUCGUGCCAGAUGAUUCGGUGCCCGCUGUCGUGCCAGAUGACUCGGUGCCUGCUGUCGUACCAGAUGACUCGGUGCCCGCUG
Molecule: messenger RNA, 699 nt
Organism: Staurois parvus
Lineage: Eukaryota; Metazoa; Chordata; Amphibia; Anura; Ranidae
Source: the annotation of a GenBank genome assembly